GCUGCUAUACAGUUGUUCCUGAUUUUAAGAUUGGAAUUCUUUUUAGGCUUUAAAUAAUAGCUUUAGCCUUUAGGGUAGUUGGUGGCUAGUGUCUACUCAUUAGUUGGUUGGCGAUUUUUGACUCUAAGAUGUGAUGAGUUGCUUAUAUUUACUUCCACUAAUUAGGACUUUUAUUAAAAAGAGGACUUUGGACUGAUUUUUGAAUCCUGAAUCCCAAUCCCCUCAAGUUUCAAAUACGCGAUUUUAAAACUUUUAGGAUGUUGGUAAACUGGGAAGAAGCCUCUGGUGCAAAUUUUAAUUCAAAGGAACUCUAACAUUGGUCAAAUUUCAAGUUCAAUUUUUCUCUUCAACCUAAUCAUGGAAGACCAUGUUUCCCCUGAGGGAAAGGAAGUUAGCUGUUGCGCACCUCCUGGGGCUCAGUUGGAGGAAUCAACAUCGGUAGAUGGUGGAAAGAAAAAUUCAUCUUCAGAGGACAUGUUUAGCAACUUCUCAGAGCUCAUGAACUUUGAUACCUAUGCUGGCUGGAGUAAUAGCCCAUCCAUGACUGAUCUGAGUGUGGCUAAUGUGUUUUCAUUAUUUUCCUCAGCGCCAUAUCCACCACCUGAUGGAUUGAAUUUAGUGGAACAAAGCAAUGGUUCAUUCUUUAUGACAGAAGAUAGUGAAUUUCACAAUGGUAUGGAAAGUUCUCCUAGUUGUGUUGAGAGAGUUAUAUUUCAGCAAAUGGACAUCCAUCUUGGGUUCUUAGAUGAAGCAAAUGAUUCAAAUAACUUGGACUCAAAAGAAAAACUUAAUGGCAAAUCUCAGCAAGUUAAUACCUCAGACAUGUGCAAUUACAUAAUCUCAAGGUCACCAGGUAGGUCGCUUGAUGAUAGAAUGCUGAGGGCUUUGUCCUUCUUUAUGGAAUCAGCUGAUGAGGGAAUGUUGGCACAGGUGUGGGUGCCAACAAAGCAUGGUGAUGAAUUCAUCUUAAGCACAAGUCAACAACCGUAUUUGUUAGAUCCAAAGCUUGCAGGGUAUCGUGAAGUGUCAAGGGCAUUUACAUUUUCUGCAGAAGGAAAGACAAGAACAUGUCCUGGGCUUCCUGCUCGCGUGUUUAUAUCACAUGUUCCUGAAUGGACCUCCAAUGUUGGUUACUACAAUAAAACUGAGUAUUUAAGGUUGGAGCAUGCUAAGAAUCACGAGAUUCGUGGAUCAAUUGCUCUUCCUAUAUCUGAUGUGCACUCUCAAGUGCCAUGUGCUGUAUUGGAACUAGUCACUACAAAGGAAAAGGCUAAUUUUGACAGAGAAUUAGAAAUUUUUUCUCAUGCACUCCAGCUUGUAAAUUUAAGGACUUCAAUGCCUCCACGACUUCUUCCUCAGUGUUUAUCAAGUAACAAAAGAGUUGCUUUAACAGAGAUAAUUGAUGUGUUACGUGCCAUGUGUCAUGCACAUAGAUUGCCACUUGCACUAACAUGGAUUCCUUGUUGCUACAGUGAGGGAAUAAGAGAUGAAACUGAGAGAAUACGAAUCAAAGAGGGUCAUACAAGUUCUAAUGAAAAAUGUGUCCUAUGUAUUGAAGAAUCAGCUUGCUAUGUAAAUGAUGGAGGGGUAGGAGGAUUUGUUCAUGCAUGCAUUGAACAUCAUCUUGAGGAAGGGCAAGGUAUAGCUGGGAAAGCUCUUCAAUCAAAUCAUCCAUUCUUCUAUACUGAUGUGAAGACAUAUGAUAUUGGUGAAUAUCCCCUUGUUCAUCACGCACGCAAAUAUAACUUGAAUGCUGCAGUUGCAAUUAGGCUAAGGAGUACCUAUACCAAUGGUGAUGAUUACAUAUUAGAAUUCUUUCUGCCUGUCAAUAUGACAGGGAGUUCAGAACAGCAACUUUUAUUGGACAAUCUCUCAGGUACCAUGCGGAGAAUUUGUAAGAGUUUGAGGACAGUUUCAGAUGCUGAGUUAACAGGAAUAGAUGGUUCCCAAGGUGGGUUUCCAAAGGAAAAAGUCUCAGGUUUUUUUCCAAUGUCCAGGAGAAACUCUGAGAUAGCAUUCAUAAAUGGUGACCAUGAUUCGGUCCAGAAGAUGUCCAUGAAGACAUCUAACAUGAGAAAUAAUGGAACUGAAGCUGUUCAUAGCCAGGCAAUGAAUGGAUCAAGAAAGCAGGUUGAGAAAAAGAGAAGCACAGUGGAGAAGAAUGUUAGUUUGAGUGUUCUCCAACAAUACUUUUCCGGUAGUCUGAAGGAUGCUGCAAAAAGCAUUGGUGUUUGCCCAACAACUCUAAAAAGGAUAUGCAGGCAACAUGGAAUUUCAAGAUGGCCAUCCCGCAAGAUAAAUAAAGUGAACCGUUCUUUGAAGAAGAUACAAACUGUGCUUGAUUCUGUCCAGGGAGUGGAAGGAGGACUGAAGUUUGAUCCUUAUACUGGGGGGUUUAUUGCCGGAGGAUCAAUCAUGCAGGAAAUUGAUGCACAUAAAUAUCUUGUGUUUCCUAAGAAAAGUUCUGUGAAAGAUCCAAAGCCGGCAACACAAAAAACAGUCUCAGUAGCUCCAGCACCUGGAAGCACUAGGGAGAAUUCUACAAUUAAGUUGAAUGAUGAUGAAAGUGUUUGUCUGGUGAGAAACAAGUUUGUGCACUCAAGAAAUGUUCUUAACUCCAAUAGCAGUAAGGGAGAAUUGAAGAAAGACAAUGUUUCUUCUGAUGAUUGUUGUGAUGAUUCAAAAUCAAUGGCCAUGAAUGAUGGAUCAUGCCAGAAAUCCUGCCUUUGGACCAAGACUCAGGAUUGUCCUGAACAAACUUGUUCAAUAUCCUUGGUUACUGAUGAGGUUGAAGUUGGUGUAGAUAGGGUAGAAGGAGCUGAUGAACAUAACCAUCCGACUUCUUCAAGCACUACACACUCAUCCAAUGGCUCUGGCUCAAUGAUGCAUGGCAGCUCAUCAUGCUCUCAAAGCUUCGAGAAACAAAAGCAUUCAAAAGUCAAGUCAAAUUGUGUUGAUAGUGGGUCAAAAAUGAUUGUGAAAGCUAGCUAUAGGGGUGAUACUAUACGUUUCAAGUUUGAUCCAUCCUCAGGUUGUUUCCAGCUAUAUGAAGAAGUUGCAACAAGGUUCAAAUUGCAAAAUGGGUCAUUCCAGCUCAAAUAUCUUGAUGAUGAAGAGGAAUGGGUGAUGUUGGUGAAUGACUCGGAUUUGCAAGAAUGUACAGAAAUUUUGGGUGACAUUGGCACACGUUUUGUGAAGUUUCUUGUCCGUGACGUGCCUUGUGUUUUUAGAAGCCGCGGAAGCAAUAGUUGCUUCUUGUCAGAUAGCUCAUAGUGUAUGAUAUGAUGCAAGGCUUCAUUGUGAAAAUUCAAGUCUUGCUACAACAAUAUUUUGUUAGUUUAUCUCAUUCUUAUGUGAAUUUUGGUUCACACUGGAUUCUAAAACCAUGUUGGUUGGAGGAGUUGGCCUUUUAGCCACCUAUGCCAUAUGCAAAUUUCUUCAGUUUCUGUGAAGAUCUUGCAAGUGUCAUUUAUGGCCAUUGGGUCAAAUAUUUGUUAUAGUGCAAUCUUUUAGGGUGCUCGUUUUUAGAAGAUAGAAAGAUAAACUCACAUGGUAGCACUAGCACUAGCAUGUUAAAUAUGUAGUUCUCUCUCUAUAUGCUAUGAUUAAAGCUGCAUAGAAGUCUACAGUUGUAGACAACAUAGUUGUAAUUAGCUCAAUCUUCAGUUUGUACAAAUUUGUAAUAAGAAAAUAUGAUCA
Glycine soja is the source of this 3699-nucleotide messenger RNA. Its product is annotated as protein NLP9-like. The record is from RefSeq and is a predicted model, not a curated record. Lineage: Eukaryota; Viridiplantae; Streptophyta; Magnoliopsida; Fabales; Fabaceae. Gene Ontology annotation, molecular function: DNA-binding transcription factor activity; protein binding. The transcript has 6 exons. Bases 358 to 3273 code for a protein of 971 amino acids.